UACACCAUUUUCUUUCCUUUUUCCCUAUCCAUUUAUAAAAUAAACACGCGCAUAACAAAAAGAAAAGGGAAUGUGGUUUGGGAAGUAUUGGAAUUCCAGCUGAAUUUCUAGCUUAUAUAUGUAUCCUACUUCAUUGUCAGAGCGUCAUUCUUUGCUCUCUAGCUACCAGUACAACAAGUUGUCUAGUUGAUCACCCUUAAUUUCCUGAAGACCGCUGUUUGGAAAAUUGCUGGAGUACGAAGAUUUUCCUUGGUUCUGAUAGUAAUUCAGAAAUAAUUUCUUCUAGCAUAAGAGAAGGCAUAAAAUAGUUAUGUCUAAACAUAAGGUACCCAACUACGAUGAGAGCAUCAUCGAUUUGAGCGUUACACAAGGAAUAGGUUAUGAUUUCAACUGUCCUGAGGCUCUAUCGCAACAUCCAAUACGGAAACGUGAACCUGAAGAAACUCAAGCAAGCAACAAAGGGAAAAGGCCAACAGUUGCGGAGGUUCUUUCAGUUUUGAACCCAUCGUGGAAUACGAUACUAUUAACUUCAUGUGUGAUUGCAGUUUUAUUUGAUCCUUUGUUCUUUUACAUUCCAUACAUCAAUGAGAAAGAAAAGUGCAUGGGAAUCGAUAAACAAGUGCGGACUGCAGCUCUGGUUUUCCGAUCAGUCACGGACAUCACUUUCCUAGUGCAUAUCAUAUACCAACUUCGUGAAGCUAUCAAAUUUGCAGCUUCAAAGGUUCCAAGGGAUACAAAUUCAAAAAAUUGGGAAUGGGAAUCGGUAUCCCGAGCUCAGAUGAUUAAGUUUGCGAAGGAAUUUUCUCGCAAAUUGUCAUGGCGCUCUUUCCUAACUGAUGUUUUCGCUAUUUUCCCCAUGCCACAACUGCUAAUAGUAGGGUUCUUUUUCGAAAUGGGAGGCAGUAACUAUUUGGAGAGAAGAAAGAUUCUGAGUGGUUUUGUUCUAAUCCAAUAUGUGCCAAGAAUUUAUCGAAUUUAUCUAUCGUAUACCGCGGUUACACAUUCCGCAUUAUGGGUUAAAGGUGCAUUCAAUUUUUUUCUCUACAUCCUUGCCAGUCAUGUACUGGGAGCUUUUUGGUACUUUUUUUCUAUUUUUCGAGAGACAUCAUGUUGGUACCGAAGUUGCAUUGAGGCAAAUCCAAGAUCAGGAUGCACUUUUUAUUGCCAUGACAAAACUCCAAUUGUAACCGAAGGAUUCAAUAAAACUACUCUAGGAGAUCUUUGCCUUUUAAAAGUUCCACAUAAUAUGUUGGAACCACCAUUUGAUUUUGGAAUAUUUUUUGAUGCCCUCAAAAAUGAUAUCCAGGGGCCAAUAAAUUUUCCAACAAAGAUUGGUUUCUGCUUUUGGUGGGGCUUGCGAAAUUUAAGUUCUUUUGGCACAAGUUUGGAAACAAGUACCUAUCUGUGGGAAAACACCUUUGCAAUUCUUAUUUCUAUCAUCGGCUUGCUAUUGUUUCUAUAUCUCAUUGGAAAUGUUCAGUUAUAUAUGGCGAAGGCAAUUACAAGAGCGGAAGAGGUAAGAGAGAAAAUUCAGACCAAAAAGAACGAUAUAGAAAAGUGGAUGGAAAAUAAUGACCUCCAAGAUGACAUGAAGGAAGAGAUCAUGAAAAACAUCAAGAAAAAAUUGGAAGAGGACAUAAAUGCCGAUCUGGAGAAUCUAUUCUCUGUUCUUCCCUGGUAUACCAAGAAAGCUCUAAAGCGCGUUCUUUGCAUGAGUGCGCUAAGAAAAGUACCAAUGCUUAGCCAGAUGGAUGAAAAAGUUUUGAAAAUGAUGUGCGACUAUCUGAAGCCGGUGAAUUACCCAGAGAAUACCUUGGUUUUUCAGAUGGGAGAACCAUUUGAUCGAAUGGUCUUCAUUACAGAAGGGCUUAUGUGGACUUACACGACUGCUACUGAGAGUAGUCAUUAUGGAAAAGCAACAAAACCGGCUACUUCUCCAUCCAUGGAUACCAACUUCCUCAAGAAGGGUGAUUCUUAUGGACACGCGCUUCUGCAGUUUGCAUCAUCAUCUCUUGCGGCACUCCCUACCUCGAACGCAAAUGUCCGGUGUCACACAAGGGUUGAAGCGUUUGUUCUCAUGGCCAAGGACUUGAAAAACAUAGUAACUAAAUGCGAACAUUUGUGGCCUUUCGACUACAAUGCUUCUAAAGAUGAGGCGGCGGAUAAGGUGGCACCACUGGGGCAGUUGCCAAAGAAGUGUGUAUCAACAUCGACCACUGGCAACCGUGGGUGACGCGAAGCUGAAGCCUGCAAAUCGCCCCUAGCCAGUGAUCUAGGGCACUUGUGCAUUUGCUGUUACAAGGCGGCUAGAGCUAUCGAUCAACUCCUUCAAGCUGGCUACUUUUAUUAAUUACAUAUAUAUCGUCGUUUCGUCCUUGUGUUUGUUGUGUACAGUGUACUUAAGCUCUGGUACUUGCAUGUUAUCGAUCGGUAUUUUUACUUUUUAGUAUCAGUUUGAGAUUAAAGAUAAUCUUGAGUUUUGAUUUUCUUAUUUCAUUAAAUGGUCGGUAUCGGAGUUGUGUGAGCAUAUUCGUUUA
Rosa chinensis is the source of this 2537-nucleotide messenger RNA. RefSeq names its product cyclic nucleotide-gated ion channel 1. The record is from RefSeq and is a predicted model, not a curated record. NCBI's taxonomy places the organism in Eukaryota, Viridiplantae, Streptophyta, Magnoliopsida, Rosales, Rosaceae. Bases 311 to 2233 code for a protein of 640 amino acids. The transcript is spliced from 8 exons.